GUUCUUACAUGACUUCGCAUUGGCCGCGGUCUGUGACAUUGGAGGCGUUGGAUUCAGCCUGUCCAUCAGUUUUUGGGUAAAAUACAAAUUAGACAUCUUAACAUUAGCGACGUGAUCUUUCUGCCAGAACCAAAAAUCCCGAAAGCCAUUUCUUUCAAAUCUAUUUUUCUACUUUAGCACCGUGCUGGACGGAUCUGCCAUAGAGGAUAUAUGUUUGGUAAAGGUGCGAAGCGGAAGCUGGACGAGGAUGAAGAGGGGCUGGAAGGCAAAACGCUGGAGGCGUCGGUGGCGGGAGGGGUACUAGGCCUCGGUCCAGAGGGCCUGUCCAAGGUGUCGUACACCCUGCAGCGGCAGACCAUCUUCAACAUCUCCCUGAUGAAGCUGUACAGCCAGAGGCCGCUCGGCGAGCCCAGCCUGGAGCGCCGCGUCCUCAUCAACAACAUGCUGCGACGCAUCCAGGAUGAACUCAAGCAGGAGGGCUCCCUGCGGCCACUGCUCCUGCCGCCCUCGCCGCCGCCCGACGACCCCAUGGACGAGGGUUUCCGUGAGGCACCGCCCUCCUUUGGUGUUUUGUCAGCGACGGCAGCUCAGCCCUCUGCGUUGCUGAUGCCGGUGAUUGUUCCGCCGCCUUCGCCCCAUCCGAUGGUGCCUCCAAACUGCCAGGCAUCCCAGGCCUGCCUCAGCCGUGCGGAGGCCUGCCCCGCCCCUCUGGAAACCUGCCUCACUCCAGCCUCUUUACUGGAGGAGGAUGGUGGUGAUUCAGCCUUUUGUGCUCCAUCUCCACCCACUCCUCCUCUGUCGCCUCCCCUGGCGCAGCCUCCUCCGUUACCUUCGGCACUUCUGAGCCAGGCGCCCCCCAGGGUCCCUGUGCCCGCCUCGUCCACUGACGGUUUCCCCUCCGCUCUGAGUGACAUGGAGUUGGGUCCCCCCACAGCCAUAACAAGGACAGCAGCAGCUAAUACUACGACCGUGACUACCUCCCCGGCUCCCAUGCCACUCACCCCACCCUCCCACUUAGCACCCCUCUCCCCAGCACCCACGGGGCCACCAAGUGACUGCAGGACCACGAGUGCUAAACCAGAGGCAGCUGGCGCCUUGCUAGCAGAAGCCCGCUGUGCCGAGCUGCGGCCGAUGGACACUCUGCCCACACUGCCCCCUGGUGGCCUCGCAGACAUUUCCUCUUCUUCUUCCUCCUCCUCGCCCUCGGGGUUUCUCUCAGACUUGGCGCUGGACGAUGUCCUGUUCGCCGACAUCGACACGUCCAUGUAUGACUUUGAUCCCUGUACGACAGCGGGGGCCGUGGGUGUAACGGCAGGCGCCGGCCUCACCAAACUGUCGCCGGUGGUGACGGCGGACGACCUCCUCAAAUCGCUGGCGUCGCCGUACAGUGGCCCCGCCCCCCAGGUUUCAGCCAAUCAGCCUUUCAAAAUUGAUCUGACAGAACUGGACCACAUUAUGGAGGUGUUGGUGGGGUCGUGACUCAUGGACGCCUCCACCUCAGAAACACACAGACAGUUCAAUACGGAGAACAGACUGGAAUAAACUUUUGGGAUCGAUUGGGGGGGGGGGGGGGUUCCUGGUUGUUUUAUGUUUUUUUUAAUUUUUAUCUCUCUUCAAAGGUCGGUAAUUGUAAACAUCGAUAGUGAUGUCAAUUAGUACUACUAUGACAACUACUACUACACAACACUGUGCAUGCACUGUGCUCGCCUUUCCAAAUGUGGAAAUGAAGUAACCGGGAAACAAAGACACACAUAUGUUUGUAUUUCUAUACUUGUGAGGACCUCCAUUGACUCCAUUCAUUCCCUAAUCCUAAUUUAAACCCAGUUUUAAUCUCUAACCUGAACCUAAGCCUUAACCCUAAAAUGUAACUGUAAAUAGCAAAAAUGAGGAAUGGCAAAUUGUCCUCAUUCUGGAGGAUGUUUGCCGUCGUUCUAUCCUUGUGAGGACACUUACUCCUCACAAGUAUCGUAAUACACACAGACAUGACACACACACAAACACACUGAAUUCAUGGCUUUUAGCAGACGAGUGCCUUUCAAAAUGACCACUUCUUCAAUUCCUGUUUUUACAGUAUUUGUCCUUUUUUCUCUGUUUCACUUUAACAGCCUAGAGAGGUCACUCCUCUGUGUUUUUUUUUUUUAAUUUAUUGUAUUAUUUUAAAACUAUUAUUAAGUAAGGUAAUUUCUCAUGAUCAAAUAAUAAUUAUUUAAUCUUUAUCUUAUUACAGAUAGGAUGUUUUAUUUGUAAAGCAAGCAUAAAAAGGUUUUACGAGGAAUACAUUGUUUUAUCAGUGUGCUACAUGACAUAUUAGCUUGGCUAUAUAAUUACUCUUUGUGAAUAGCUCUAAAAGACAUCGCCUGGGUUGUUUGUUGAACUCUUUUGGUAGAAGGAAAUGUCUGUUCUUUUACACAUCAUGUCUAUGAAUUUAGUUCUUUUUUUUUGUUCCCUUCCUUAUUGGCAGGCACGUAUAACUGUGCUGGAUGCUGUUUUACAUGAGCUCAAACUAUGGAUGAGAUAUCAUGCUUCAGUCACAGCAGAAUUCAAAUGAGCUACGCCCACAGGAAAGCUUGAUGUGUUUACAUUGGAAGCGGCUGCUGCGCCACCACCAACUCUCGCCUCCCAGAUGGUUGUAGAUGAUCUGAAAAGUCAAACCUCGGCAGAGACCUUAAGCUCUUAAAUUUGGCUUUAUAGGACACAAAACAAAAACAACUCUCACAGAUUGCAAGAGUAGUCAUUGUGGUACCAAUAUGACUCCAAUAGAAUUUCUCCGAAUCACACAAAGCAAAUUGAAUAUUUCAGUAGAAAUGCCUUAUUUUCGGUUUGGCUCCUACAGAGUUAGCAACAUGAGUGACAGAGAAAUUACAGCACAGCGUACAGUAUUACACACACGCAUCGUAUUCACAGAGUUUGUUUACUUGUGUUUAGAAUACAUACGAUGGAUACCAGGAGGGCUAAAUCUGGCUGGCGAAUCAUUUGAAUGUGGAUUUCCACUUAAGUAGGGAACCCAAACCACAAUGUCAACCUGAUACUGCAACCAUGCAAAAGACUCUGCUGUUUCAAAACACUACCCCCGCUGCACAGGCCACUAUGCAUGAGUUCUGGCAUAAGUAGACAAAAUGGGAAGGCUCAGUGCACCAUCUAAGAUGUGGGUCACAGGAGGAUUCCUAAGGUCUACAGCAAACCACACAGAGUUUUAAAUAGAGUAGAAAUGCUCAGUUUAUUAGUCAGAUGUUGUGUCCACAUUUAGAAAUGUUUACACAAAUUUCCCUUUAUAAUUUUUUAUGUAAUAAUUUCAUUUUAUGUUUGAUCAUUUAGUAGUCAAAAUUUAACUCACAGUUCACAGAUUUGGCUUUAAACAAUGGUAUUCCAUGUAAAAAGGGAUACAAAUGACAUGUUAGAGCUAUUUGGAGUUGAGGCAAAAGGCUGAAAGUGACUGACGUGCCCCUAUCUACUUUCUCAGCCACACAACAAGCUUUUGCAAUUGAUUUUUAGUAUACAUCACACAUUUAGCCAUAAUUUGCACAUAGCCUAUUCUCAUUAGACUAACAUGUUGGCAAAAGGACAGCUGUAAUUUGAUAGGUAUAUGAGCCCCAAUAGUGGACACUGGCAGAAGCAAUUAACAAACCUUUUAUGUACAGUAGAAGCAAACCAGAACCACAAGAUAGAAUAGUGUUCAAAGUGCAGACACAUGGUUUUUUAUUACAAGUUGAUACAACAAAAAACAAAGUUAUAGAAUGCCUUUUCUUGCUGCAAUAUUCAGAAAAACAGAAGCAGUGAGUCAGCAAAAGUGCAACUCACUCACCUUGCCUCUCGACAGUGCAAUGAGAUUUUAACUAAUAGGCUCAGACAUUAAAGGAAAAAUCCACUCUGGGAUACUUUUACACAUCGCCAGUCUUUAAUGUACGAUGCAUUUCAGGACUUGCUGUGUGGUGAAGUGUUGUAAUUGUCUUGAGGCUACUUUUAGUGAAAUUGGAUUCUGCCUCCACCUCACUCUGUAAGAUUGUUAAAUAUCAAUGCAAUGGUGGCUUUCUGAAGUCCCCAGUUUCAUGUUUAAAGCUGCAUUCAUCAUGUUUUGCCACUUGUGGGCAACAGAAUGAGCUCAAAACAUAACAUAUGACACACUAUUACCAAGUCUGUUCAGUUUUACGAGGGCUGUGACUGGGAUUGUUGCGGCCUGAAUGCCUGAUUUCAUGGCAGCUUUUUAGGCCUUUUUUUCCAAUAAAUUUGCAAGUGAAAAUUGUAAAAAAAUAUAGUUGAAAUGCUCAGAAUCAGUCUAUUUUUAUGAGUAUUCAGUGUUUCCCACAGAGUUACAAUCUAAAGCAAAGCAAGUAGGGGCUGAGCAUAUCAAUAUGCUGCACGUAACUUUGCAAUGACAUUAGAAUUCAUCUGUUUUGUAGUAAGUGGAAUCGUUUGCAAAGUUGUGCAGAAUUUGCAAAAUUGUGAUAUCUUGAAGAGGGCUGAUAACCCUGUGAAGUUGCUUUGGCAAGUCAGUUGGCUAAAUAUUGCCUAAUUACAAUAUUGCACAUAAGCAUUCACUUGGAGUUGCACCUCUGUCCAUCUGAUAAAUUCGAGUCCCGUGUUCACUCUUUCUCGCAGACUGUUAUGGUCUCUGCCAGGGAAAUAAGGGAAAAAGGGAAAUAUUUGCCUCCUUAGCUGCUAACAUGCUCAAAUAUGUUCACCAGCUAGCCGCUAGCUUUGUCUGCAGUUUGUUGCUUGAAACUUUUUUUCACAAAAAACUAUAGCCUGCUUCAAGUGACAGAAGUUUAAAGAGAAAGAGUUAUGGGCCAGAAAACCAAAACAAUUAGCUAAAAGAAGCUAAAAUGCUCCAAAGAACUGGAAAAAAAUUGUGAUAAUUGACAGUGAGUUCAAAACUGCAAACAAUCCCUUACCAAUUAUGCAUUAUCAUUUGAUCCAAUAAUAAAAUAAAGUAUUGAUGAGUGCAGCUUUAAUAUUGAGAUUUUAGAUCACUUUUGAUUAUUCUUCAACUAUCAUUUAAACUGUAACAUAUCAUCUACAUUUUUCCAACUAUUCACAGCAAUAUAAGAAAAAAAAGACAACAGAAAAUGCACAUCACCAACUGGGUGGAUUUUUCCUUCAAAAGUCGUUAAGUAACAAGUAACACAAGAAACCCUUAACACUUCUGUGUCUGCCAACACAGCCUUGCUACGGUGUAAAACGGUAUGUUAAUGGUAUUUCUAGCAGCUGGUGGGACGCAGUAGUUGUUAAUGGGACAGAAUGUGUUAUGCAGUCUGACUCAUCUUACUGUGUUAGCUGACAGCAGUGAGGUCUGGGUGGUGUUAAAAUUUGUUCCAGUGGAAGAUGAUUAGUUUCCUAGUGUGCUUUUGACCUCAGCUCGUAUGUAAAUGAACAGCUUUUGAACUGAAUUCAAAGCGGAGUGUGAGGUGAGCAGACAGCAGCACCAACUAAAACUGUUUGUAGACGACCGUGUCUUGUUUCUUUCACUAUGUUUGAAUUUUGGAGUGCUUGUU
Plectropomus leopardus (leopard coralgrouper) is the source of this 5489-nucleotide messenger RNA. The record is from RefSeq and is a predicted model, not a curated record. NCBI's taxonomy places the organism in Eukaryota, Metazoa, Chordata, Actinopteri, Perciformes, Serranidae.